This is a messenger RNA of Drosophila hydei, 2854 nucleotides long. RefSeq lists its product as uncharacterized. The transcript has 5 exons. Bases 577 to 2361 code for a protein of 594 amino acids. Gene Ontology annotation, cellular component: cytoplasmic vesicle membrane. The record is from RefSeq and is a predicted model, not a curated record. Lineage: Eukaryota; Metazoa; Arthropoda; Insecta; Diptera; Drosophilidae.
UGUGUGUGCGUCUGUGUGUGUGAGUGCGUGCGAGUGUGUGCGAGUGUGCGUGUGUAAGUGUCGUUAUGCUGUCAUCUAUUUGCAUAGCUACAUGCACAGACAAACGAAAAUUGUUUGCUCUCUGAAAGUUUAUCGACUAAUGUUGCAGUAAACACUGAAAAGCAGUUAGCGCAUCAAAAACCAACAACAAAGGCAAGAGGCAAGAGGCAGCUCGUUUGGCAACCAGUACAAAAGUAUGCAGCGAAAAAUUGCAUUGUCUGUCAAGGACAAAACAAAACACCCUGCCAUGUAGCGACUGGUGUCUCGUCUGCCUGUGUGCGUGCCUGCGUGCGUGCGUGCGUGUGUGUGUAUGCGUGUGCGUGUGUAUGUGUGUGUGUGUACUUUAAGCGAAAGGGUAUCAAAAUCAUCGAGACACGAAACUAGCUCAAACAUUCAAGAACACCAAAAACGGACGAGCAGAAUCGCACGAACAACAACGCAGCCUGCAGCUAAACAACAGCAGCAACAACCCCAGACAGGGUAAGGCGAACCACCCCAAUCGACAUUUGGCGCCAGUUGGACAACAUCGUGGCCACCAUGUGGUUUCAUGCUUCAGCAAUGCUCCGUCUAUUUCCAAUACUUUUCGCUCUGCUGCGGCUGCCCGUUCAAGUCAGAGCCCGAUUCUGCGAGGGCGGGCACAUCUGUUCGCUGCCUCGGGAAUGCUGCACCCAGGGCUGCUGUCCCCCCUAUCAGAGCGGACCGAGGCAGCUGCCACCGCCAUCGGAGCACGUACUGAACCUGUUCUUUAUCAGCCACUGGUUCUUUUGGUGCGUCGUGGUGGCCGUGAUCUUAGCUAUACUCUGUGCCUACUCGCUAUGGAAGAAGCGGCGCACACUGUGCGGCUGGGGCUUCACGGAGCAUCACACCCAGUCCGAGGGGGACUCGGCCGGCUCGUGCUACGCACCGCCGCAAUACAGUCGCUGCAACUCGUUCCACCAUCCGCCGCCGCCGUACACUGAGGUCACCUCAAAGCCGGAUCUCUAUCCGCUCGUCUUCACGUGCAACAACGAAAACAGCAAAGGCAAUGCCGGCUCCAGCUAUCUGAUGGUGCAAUACUUUCGCAAUUAUAUUGUGCGUCCGGCGGGCUCCCUGAGCGCCGCCAGCACCGUGGACUCGCUCAGCUCGAGCUUCAUUUGCAACAUCAACGAGGCCAACACACUGGUGCCGCCGCCCUACUCCCGGGCCGCCAGCCCCGAGCUGGGCCUGCACUAUGGCGCCAACAGAGAGCCGCCGCCCAACUCCCAACUGGCGGCGCCACAAUACGGCCUGCCACGCUCCGCGUCCCAGCUGGUCGAGCCGGAGUACCAGCCGCGUGCCCACUAUGCGACCGUUGCGCUGGACAGGAAUGUGGGGCUCGGCGCUGGCACGGCCCACUACAGCACACGGCUGCACAGCUCGCACAGCGGACACUUCUCGCCAGACGAGUCCGGCAUGGACUCGACCGGGCUCGUGCAUGUGCCCGGCGUUGGCGGCGGGUUCCUGCAAUCGCAGAGCGACCAGCAUUUCCGCUACAUGGCGAACAGUCGCAGUAGCCUCAGUGAUAUUUUUGUGAACAACAGCUGCGCGGCGGGCUUCGGUGCGGCGGCAGCCAACGACGCCGGCGGCAUCGCGAGUGGCGUCGCCACGCAAGCGACUUCUCUGUGCAGCCUGGCGCUGGCUGCCGGCGGCACGCCGGUCAUGUACAACAACGGCUGCAUUCAAUCGAAUCCGCUGCACAGCCUGGAGAACUGCUGCCAGCCGGGCAGCACCGUGUCGGGCGUGAGCAGCCUCUCCAACAUUGGCACGCCCGGAUCGCCGCCACAGGCGACCAGCCCGACGGGCGAGGUGCGCGAGAUACUGGAUCAGAUUAGCAAGCUCCAAGCGGACGUCAGCUAUGAGCAGCUGCUGCUGGCCAAGCCGCAGCUGGCACAGCAUGGGCUGGCCAAGCCGUUGGCUCGACCCGCCACAUUGCAGCAUCAGCAGCAUGCGGCGGCCACAUCGACGUCAACCACGCCCACAACCGCAACGCCCAGCAGAGCCAAGAAGUUCUAUGCCUCGAAGCCGCCCAACAAGGCGCUCUACAUACCGAUGGCCGUGGUGGCGCCGCCAGCUGCCCAACGCUGUGUGCUCAAAAGUCCCAUUAGCAGCGUGGUUAGCGGCGCUAACUUUUUCGUGAACCGCGGACGGGUCGCCCGCAAGGGCUGGAUAUCGCGCUCGGCGCCCACAACACCGGGCAGCGGCCUGCCGCCCAAUCGCCUGGGCGACGACAGUCCCCUGCUCAACGAGCACGACGAGGACGCCAUCGAGGACGAAGACCAAAGCCAAGACGAUCAACUCGAAUAAUGCGCGGCGCCCAAGCAGCUCAAGCGACUCCAGAUGUAGGCUUUUAAUCGAAACGCAGCUUCGUAGGUCGUCGGACAUCAAGGUGCCAAAAAAUACCAAAAAAAUACUAAAAAAGGGUUCUCCUCAGAGCAGACAACUUCGACUAAUGCUUGAAGAAGUUUUACGUAUAAAUCAAAGAAGAGUUUCAAAUAAAAGUUGCUUUUAGUCAGAGCUCUGAAGGCCCAGCAGUAUUAGGGAUAUUCCCUUUGCAGUAUUUCGAGUUGUUUUUCAUUCUUAUUUUUUUGGUAUUUUUUUUGGUAUUUUUUGGCAAAUUGAUCAAAAUGCACAAUUGAAAAUGGUUUACGAACCCAUUUGUUUAUGUAUAUUUAGAUAGACAAUUCAACAACAACAAAAUAUUGGCUAAUAACUGUAAUUAAUUAGGCUUCGAUCUGCUCUUGGUCGCCGCCGCCGCCGCUUCCAAUGGCCGAACGUGUUCCUAUGGCACAACAAACAU